This is a messenger RNA of Mytilus trossulus (common blue mussel), 2155 nucleotides long. RefSeq names its product fibroblast growth factor receptor 2-like. The coding region runs from base 86 to 1129 and encodes 347 amino acids. The transcript is spliced from 8 exons. The record is from RefSeq and is a predicted model, not a curated record. Lineage: Eukaryota; Metazoa; Mollusca; Bivalvia; Mytilida; Mytilidae.
UUUAUAUAUCGUUAACGCACUUCCUAAACUCCUUCAACAAGUUCGUCAUACGCACUUUACAAAUUUUAAAAGGUUUGUCAAAAUAAUGUUCCUUCUGACCAUCCUAACAUUGCAGAAACACAGGAGUGUAAGCCGUGUCUGUCUGUCUGGCACAGGUCCACCAGUUUUUAAAGAUAAAACCAAUGGAGAGUGGAUUGCCAGACCAGAAAUGUCUACUGUGGAAAUUAAAUGUGUUGCUUGUGGAAAACCAAAACCUACCAUUAAGUGGUAUAAAAACAAGCAAUACAUUGAUCCUGGCAUGAAGGGAGGACACUACCAUAUAAGAAAAUGGAAACUUUCUAUUUUAAAUUUGGAAAAAAUGGACGAAGGACAAUAUACCUGUGUAUUAGAAAAUACACAGGGUAUAUUAAAUUUUACCUUUAAAAUUGAAGUUCUUCAAUUGACAAUAAUGACAAAACCAAUUGGUUUGGGACCAAAUAACCAGACAGUUCAAGCCGGGAGUGAUGCUAGGUUUGAGUGUAAAGUGUUGAGAAAUGACCUACAGCACCAUACACAAUGGUUACAACAAUACACAGUCAAUGGUUCCUAUCGAGACGAUGAAAACCAGCCAUAUGUCAACAUCAUACAGCAAUCCAUGGUGAAUUUAAGUCACCCAGAAAUACUGACAAUAAAGAAUGUAACAAAAGAUAAUGCUGGAUGGUAUGGUUGCUUGAUUUCUAAUCCACUUGGUAGAUAUUACCAGACUGCCUGGCUAACAGUUUUAGAUGAACAAGCAGAAGCAGUAGACAUUAGUUCAGGAGGAACAAACGAUAAAGAGCAAAUAGUAAUCUACAUUAUCGGUGGUGUCGCAUCAGUAGUUGUUCUCUUCCUGUUACUCCUGAUAUUUAAAUGUUAUAGACAUUACAAGAGGGUACAGUCCAGCAAAUAUAGAAAUGUCAAGAGAGUAAUUGUCAUGACACAGAAUGAAAAUUACCAUCCAUACAAAUCUUAUGAUGGUACACAACCAUUUGUUUUACCCACAAUCAGAAUUGAACCUGGUCCAAGAAGACGCUUGUCAUCUGAUUUGACCAUGAUGUCAGAGUAUGAUCUCCCUCUGGACAAACACUGGGAAUUUAGACGGGAACAGUAAGUUAAAGCAUAACAUUGACCAUUCCAUGAAAGUUAUCAUACUGUAAAGACAUAUAUAUUGACUCAUGACAACAUUUUAACUUAUAUCUGUCGACCCACAAAUAGCAUUGCUCACUGUUUCUGACAUCCAGAUUGUUUCUUUGGUUAAAAGCUGUAUAAUGACCUGAUAUUUGAUUGGUAACGUAUCAAUUUUCAGAUGAUUUCAAUAGAUAUUGUAACCACUGUAGUAUGAAAUAUAACAAGAAGUUUUUCCAAAAACUCUUUUUUUCCAAGGUUUAACAUUUUCUCAUAUAUAUACUGGAAUCAUUAGGGCUCAACAAUAACACUUGUCUGAUUGUCUUGUACUACAGGAUAAAAAGGUCAGACAAGUAAAAGCUAUAUCAAUAUUAGUUUAAUUUAACAGGUUUAUAUGCUCUUAUAAUAUACUAGAUUAUGGAGUGUGUGUCAGAGCGAGAAUAUUUAGUCAGACGUCAGUCGCUACCCUGAUAUACCCUAUCUUUUUUAUGCCCCACCUACGAUAGUAGAGGGGCAUUAUGUUUUCUGGUCUGUGCGUCCGUUCGUCCGUCCAUUCGUCUGUCUGUCUGUUCAUCCGUCUGUCCCGCUUCAGGUUAAAGUUUUUGGUCAAGGUAGUUUUUAAAGAUGUUGAAGUCCAAUUGACUUCAAACUUGGUACACAUGUUCCCUAUGAUAUGAUCAUUCUAAUUUUAAUGCCAAAUUAGAGAUUUUACCCGAAUUUCACGGUCCACUGAACAUAGAAAAUGAUAGUGCGAGUGGGGCAUUCGUGUACUGAGGACACAUUCUUGUUGGGUAAUUAAUACAGAUAGCGUUUUUAGCCGAACAGAUUUAUCAUUUUUUCAUAACUUAAUUCAUUGUAUGCUGGUUCAUAUCCUGGACACCAGUCUUUGCUCCUUUCUAAUAUAAUUCACAAACAAAAAACAAAUAGGAAGCUUAGAAAUGGAAAAAUAUUAGAUACUUAACUUGUUCAAAGGGUAUCUACACGUCUCAAUCUUCAAAAUCGCCUAUCUAAA